Chiloscyllium plagiosum (whitespotted bambooshark) is the source of this 673-nucleotide messenger RNA. Its product is annotated as gamma-crystallin S-1-like. NCBI's taxonomy places the organism in Eukaryota, Metazoa, Chordata, Chondrichthyes, Orectolobiformes, Hemiscylliidae. The record is from RefSeq and is a predicted model, not a curated record. Gene Ontology annotation, biological process: lens development in camera-type eye; visual perception. Gene Ontology annotation, molecular function: structural constituent of eye lens.
GGUAUAUAAACCUCACAUUUCACAUCCCAGUGCCAUUGUCCAUCAAAACAGCCCUUUGGGUGAAAAUUCAAAAUGGGAAAGAUAAUUUUUUAUGAGGACAAAAACUUCCAGGGCCAGUGCUAUGAGUGUAGCACUGACUGCUCAGAUCUGCACUCAUUCUUUACUCGAUGUAACUCUAUCCGAGUGGAGCGAGGCUGUUGGGUGCUUUAUGAGAAAGCAAAUUUCACUGGAUAUCAAUAUAUUCUGACCAGGGGAGAAUAUCCAGACUAUCAGCACUGGAAUGGAUACAGUGACAGUAUUAAAUCAUGCCGGCUCAUUCGCCAUGCCACUGGUGGUUUGUACAAAAUUCGAAUCUAUGAACGGACAGAGUUUGGUGGACAAAUGGUAGAACUGACAGGAGAUUGCCCAUCUAUCCAUGAUCGUUUCCCUUACCGUGAACUGCAAUCCUGCCAAGUGAUAGAAGGAGCUUGGGCCUUUUAUGAGCAUCCUAAUUACAGGGGCAGACAGUAUCUGCUUGAAAAAGGAGAAUACAAGCACUACAGUGAUUGGGGUGCAAACUUUCCCACUGUGGGAUCCUGCCGUCGCAUUAUGGAGUUCUAGAAGAUUCCACCUUGUGGUCUUUCUUUCCCCCUAGCUGGUAUUUUAAAUAUCCAAUAAAGUCUGAGAAGCAGCA